AUGUACACGAACCAACUGGGCGAAGCCGACUUCGAGCGAUUGCUUGGCGCUCAUCCGUCAGAAGUAUAUCAAAAACUGACCCAAUCUGCAACACCUCGGGAGAAAAUAUUUUAUGCCGUUACAACCAGACAGCAAUCCCUGCACCCGGAAGAUUUCACAGACCUUGAAGCAGCCAAUGGUAAUCCUAGAACCUUCGGACGAGCACUCCAGAAAAUUGUACAACGCACUUCAGCUAGUGAAAGUCCGGAUAAGCUUGAGUAUCUAGAAACACUAAAACAAUUGGAAAAUGAAGCUAUUCAUGAUGUCAAUCCAAUCAAUUAUCCGUAUAUCGAAGAGCUGUACAGUCAAGGAUUCAUUGAUGCAACCACUAGAGCCAAAUUGUAUCCACCUCAAGGAACAACAAACCAACAAUUCUUGGAAGCUCUUGGCACUCAGAAAGAUUUCCUAGCGGAUCUCAGAAAAAGCCUACUGACCCGUAUCACAACCCAGAUCGACGUGACUGAAGACGGGCAAAAGGACUGGAAGACUUCUUGA
Messenger RNA from Puccinia triticina, 534 nucleotides. RefSeq lists its product as uncharacterized. Lineage: Eukaryota; Fungi; Basidiomycota; Pucciniomycetes; Pucciniales; Pucciniaceae. The transcript has 2 exons. The coding region runs from base 1 to 534 and encodes 177 amino acids. The record is from RefSeq and is a predicted model, not a curated record.